GCCAAAUUUCCUGCCCUGGGGGAAUGCUGUGUCAGUGCCCAGACGAGCCUCAGAGCUGACAUCUCCCUGCCCAGCCAUGGGCCCCAAACUGCUCCUGCUGCUGCUCCUGGGACUAGUAGGCCAGGGCUCGGCCGGCAGCCUCCCGGAGAUGCUGCAGGCGCCCGUGGGGAGCUCCAUCCUGGUGCAGUGCCACUACCGACUCCAGGAUGUCAAGGCUCGAAAAGUGUGGUGCCGGGUCCUGCCAGAGGGAUGCCAGCCCUUGGUGACAUCAGCUGUGAAUCGCGGGGUCCCAGUUGGCAGCCGCAUAUUUCUCACCGACCUGGGGGGCGGCCUGCUCCAGGUGGAGAUGAUUGCCCUGCAGGAGGAGGAUGCUGGAGAGUAUGGCUGUGUGGUGGAGGGCUUCUCGGGGCCCCAGACGGUGCACAGGGUCACUCUGGAUGUGCUCCCUGCAGCUCCUGGCCUGAAAGAGGAGGAGAUCCAUCGGGAUGGGACUCUGGGUGAGAGCUCCUCUUUGGACUCUGAAAACAGCGGCAGCCCUUUGGAUCCCAGCCAGGAUAAGAAGAGCAGACCCUGGAUUUGGGGUGCUAUGUUCCUGCUGGGCCUGCUGGUGAUGGUGGCCGUGGUGCUGCUUGCUGUGAUGGCCAAAAGGAAAGGAAACAGGGUUGCUGUCGGUGGACAAUUUCAGAGCAGUGGAAUCUCAAACACGGCUCCCUCCUCAGUGGUCCACCACAUCAGUGACUCUGGACUGGCUGUUGAUUUGCCAUCAGAUGUACCAUAUGUCAAGCUUGACUCACCACCUUGCUUUGAUGAUACCACUUACACCAACCUUCCUCCUGAUUCCCUGUCAGGGAAACUCCUACCCCUAGACUCAUCCUGUGUGCCCCCUCUGCCUCCUAAGGUUGAGAUUAUCUCCAAGCCCGUGACAUACGCUACAGUCAUCUUCCCUGGAAAGGGCAAGGGUGGAGGAGCCCCCUGCGAGCCAGCCCAGGAGCCACCUAAUAGCCAGGCUCCACCCAGCUAGGCUGGUCACCAUCCUGUAUACACCCGCAGAUUAUCCCCAGGGUUUUGUGUAGCCAUCCAUGCAACCCAUGCUCUAGAUCCUUAGGAAAUCUGACCUUUAGGAUCCAGUGUCUUAACUUUUCUGACCUGGUAAGUGAUACUUGGAAUAAUGAGGUGUCCUGGAAGCCAAGCCAUGUCAUGGGAAACUAGCCAUGUUAGUUGCUCUGCCAAAGAACUAAAUAAACUUUAAAUGAUAAUA
Messenger RNA from Odocoileus virginianus texanus, 1258 nucleotides. It is a transcript of the gene TREML1, whose product is annotated as triggering receptor expressed on myeloid cells like 1. Gene Ontology annotation, molecular function: transmembrane signaling receptor activity. Gene Ontology annotation, cellular component: plasma membrane. Gene Ontology annotation, biological process: platelet activation. The record is from RefSeq and is a predicted model, not a curated record. NCBI's taxonomy places the organism in Eukaryota, Metazoa, Chordata, Mammalia, Artiodactyla, Cervidae.